AUGGAAACCAAAUGCCAAAACAACAAGCGUAAAGUUUGGCAAAAUGACAUUAAUUUGCAUUCUGGUACACGUUUGAUGGUCAAGGUUCCUCGUUACAGGGUUUUUAAGCUCCUUGGUCAGUUCUUGAUGGUUUUUGCUUUAACCAUUAUGUUACUUAAAUUCAUCCUGAACAACGAAACUGGUCUGAACCCUGAAAUUGUAUCCGAUGAUGCUGUUACCUCCGUUGAUCCGAUUAAUCUGGAGUUUCUGCCAGUUUUGUUCAAUGAUUUGAACAAUGAAGGUAUUCUGAAACCGGGGAAAAAAGGAGUAUUGUUGAGGGAUGAAUAUGAUGAAGAAAAAGAAACCAUUCAGGGUUCUUUGUUGUCGACGAAAAUCGAUAUGGAAUUCAGUGCUGUAAAUGAUUUCGAAGAAAAAAGCUUUAUCCCCAAUGAGUCCUUUGAUUUCAUCUUCACCAAAAGCUUUCAAUCCGCACACAAAUUCAUCGACCGCAUCCUCAAAGUCGGUGGCAUCGUUGUUGUUCAAGAUCUGGGUGAAUGGUCUUCACAUUCAUUCAAUAAUUCGUCUGAUUAUAAGAUUGUUUACUACAGGAAAUUCCAGUUGAUAAAUGUUUUUGUAAUGAAAAAGCUCAAAAAUGUUCGAACAACCUCAGCCACCACCAAAAGGCGGCUCUUUGGGUAUAACACAUCGGAAGCAAAGAAAGCGGCAUUGAAGAAACUAGAAGAUGUUCUUCUCGAACCACCGAGAGCAUUCUCGGGGACAUCGAAAACCUACCGCAAACGAACCAAAUAUUUACCGGACUUAUUGGGGGACACGCUUGAAAGCUACCCUCGUCGGGUUUUCAUCGACGUAGGCUCGCCGAAGAAAGACGGUGGUAGCAACACCAACUGGUUUUCCAAGCACUACCCAACACGGAACCUGGAAUUCGAGAUGUACAAGAUUGAGACACUAACCAAGGAGUCAUGGAAGAAAAAAGCGGUGCUGGAGACGACGGGGAUGUCGGAUUGGCUGAGAAAGAAUGUGAAGGAAGAAGAAUAUGUGGUGAUGAAGGCAGAGGCGGAAGUGGUUGAAGAUAUGGUGAAGAGCAAAGCUAUAAGAUUGGUUGAUGAAUUGUUCUUGGAAUGCAACCCUAAAGGAGUUGGUGGAAGAAAAAAUAUGAGAAAAAGGGCUUACUGGGAAUGUUUGGCUUUGUAUGGCAAGUUAAGGGAUGAAGCUGUUGCGGUACAUCAAUGGUGGGGUUGAU
Hibiscus syriacus is the source of this 1240-nucleotide messenger RNA. RefSeq lists its product as uncharacterized. Lineage: Eukaryota; Viridiplantae; Streptophyta; Magnoliopsida; Malvales; Malvaceae. Bases 1 to 1239 code for a protein of 412 amino acids. The transcript has a single exon. The record is from RefSeq and is a predicted model, not a curated record.